This is a messenger RNA of Larimichthys crocea (large yellow croaker), 2871 nucleotides long. RefSeq lists its product as uncharacterized. NCBI's taxonomy places the organism in Eukaryota, Metazoa, Chordata, Actinopteri, Sciaenidae. The record is from RefSeq and is a predicted model, not a curated record. The transcript is spliced from 5 exons. The coding region runs from base 157 to 2130 and encodes 657 amino acids.
AUAUUUCAGCUAAAUAAAUAAAAACCCUGACUGAGCGAAGUAAUGCUGCGUUUCGCUGUCAGAGCCGUGAUGGAGUAACAAAAAAAAAAAAAAAAAAAAAAAAAGCGCCCGGUGGUGGAGGAAGGUGGAGAGGAAAAAACUUGUGAUUGAAUCUGGAUGGAACCGACGGGUCUCCGAGACGUUUUCAAAUGUAUAACACUGUGUAAGCGAUGUUGUUUUGCGUUAUUCACACUCACCUCUUCGAUGCAUGUCAGGCCUGUGACGCACACAUCUGCUAAAGCUGCACAACAUCUGGAUUCAGACGCAUGGCUCUGCAUGCACUCUAUUGCAGCAAUGGAGGAUAUUGGUCUCCUUCCCAAACCUACCAAUGACCCCCCUGUGCACAGACCCACAGUCACAGAGACUUUUGGGCUGCACCACAUCUCCCCAGACUAUCUGCACCUCACCGAUCAUGCAAGCAGGAGAUCUGAUGGACCGUCCAACAAGAAAAGGUCCCAUUCAGGAACAGCACAGCCGCAGAUGAUGCACCAGUUUCAGCCACAGAACGCAGGUCCGCUGGGUGCUGCUGACACCUCAUUCCUUAAUACAGCUUCUAAAAAUGGAAACACUAAUCUGGAUAAGGCAGGGACGGGCAGAAAGAAACCCAAAGUCAAACUUGCAGAUCCGUCAAAGUGGAAGCAAAACAAGCAGAAACAGCUGAGGAUGGAGGGCAAAGCGUACGUAAGCAAGCGCAAAAAAGACGGCGAAGUUGUGACGAAACAGCCAAGAGCAGUAGGACCGAGGUGCACCUCGACCGCCUGCAAAAAGGCAUCAAACCGGCUUUGUAAUGAAAUCAACGAAGAAGCCAGGAACAAAGUGUUUGAUGAAUUCUGGCAGGACAUGAACUGGGCUCAGAGAAAACAGUACGUAGCAGGACAAGUUGACUGCGAUCCCGUGGAGAGAUCUCGGGCAGCCGGAUCGCAGUCGAGGAGAUCGGUUUCGCUCCGCUAUCACUUGAUGGUGGAUGGCAAAAGGAAACAAGUGUGCAAGAACAUGUUCCUGUCCACUUUGGGGGUAGGAGAGUGGUCUGUGCUCAACUGGGCACAGAAUGGAGCCACAAAAAAGAAAGACUCAUAUGAGAAGAAAUUAGAAAAGAAGCAGACUGUCCCUCAGUGUCCACAACAGAACUCUACUUCCUCUGUAGUCAGUAAUACUGUGGAAGUUACCCAGGAACAAGUGAAUGCCACAGACAAAGACCAAAACAGGCCACCAGAACCAGAGGGGCCUGCCACAAAGAAAUCCAGAGUCGCCAGGCCGCUAACAUGGAAGCAAAAUCGGCAGAAGCAACUCAGGAUGGAGGGCAAACCUUACAUCAGCAAACGGAAGAAAGACGGCACGACCAUAACUAAAGCUCAGAGGACAAUCGGACCCAGAUGUACGUCCAGUGCUUGCAAAAGAGCAUCCAACCGCUUUUGUGCUGACUUCAGUGAAGACACAAGGCACAAGCUGUUUACGAGUUUCUGGCAGUGCAUGACCUGGCCCGAGAGAAAGGUCUAUGUAGCUGGAUUAGUCGAUUGCGACCCUGUGGAAAGAACCCGAGCACCAUGGACUCACUCGAGAAGAUCAGUCUCGAUGCGGUAUCAUUUAAUGGCCGACAGCGCCAGAAAACAAGUUUGCAAAAAGAUGUUCCUCUCCACUUUGGGGAUUGGAGAGUGGUCAGUGCUUAACUGGGCACAAAAUGCAUCCGAGCAGGAUAAUCCAGAAGAAAACACCAAGAAGAAAACCGAGAGGAAGUCCCGUAAAGCUUCAGAGCAUGUAUUUCUAAAGGAGUUCCUCGAGGGUUUACCCAAAGUGCCCUCGUACUGUUGCGGGAUGCCCGUCUCUAAGAUGUAUCUGGAGCCAGUCUUCUCGAACAUGUCCGAGGUGUACAGACACUACUACAAUCACUGCUUGGAGAAGAUGGCGACGCCGCUCUCUCGGCAGGUUUUCUGUGCUGUGUUUAAAAAGAUGGAUUUGGGAUUGUGCGACCCCAAAAAGGAUCAAGGGUGUUCUUUCGGUACGACUGGAAAUUUGUUUAAUGAGCUUUGGGAGGAAUACUGCAUGGAAAGAGGAGCUUCGGGGCCACAAGCAGAGAAAUCAGGUCACCAGUAGAGUUGACGCGUAUUACUCCAUUACUCUUAUUCACGUUGUGGAAAGUGUAAUUCCGAGACUUUGCCAAAUGACUGUACUUUACGACCUGGCUCAUUAAAUCCCGUUAAGCAUUGAUUCUUCCAGGCUCGUGCUAUCCGAAGCAAUCCAUUGGUGUUUAUGCAGAUGCACACUUGUUUCACUUAAGUAGAAUUUUUUAAGCACUACAUUUAUUCAGAUUUUUUUUAUUGCAGAGCCAUGUGUCUGUAAGGUCUUUUGAGUUUCAGUCAUAAUAUGUGUGAGGAGAGUACUGAAGCAUAUUAUAUCUGUUGUUUCAAUAGGUGUCCAUCCUUAAAGGACUCAGCACUGCAAAUUGUUCUUAUUUAUUUCACUCCGUGCUUGACUGAGGGUGCUCUAUUUGUGUAUUAAAUAAUAACUGAAGCAGUUUGCAGGCUUAUGUGAGAGGCGUGAGUUUUCUGGCCAAAGCAGCUGGACAAACAGAUGUGUGUUCAUAUGUGUGUGUGUGUGUGUGCCUUUACACGUCUUUAUGAAGGUCAAAUUCAAACCACGCCCUGUAGCUUUUUAAACAUCGAAAUAACGGCUCCUCUAACAGCUCGCUUACCCCAUACUGUGUCCUUUUUCAAGUCGAGACACAGUUAGAGCUACACACACACGCACAUACAGUCAUCACCCUCCUAUUCUUCUCCACACAGUGGCAGGAAGUUGUCCAGAUAUCCGCAGGGCCUCUGACAAAAAAAAAAAAAA